AUGGCCGAGCUCGCAAAGUAUCUUGAUUGCCUGUGUCUGGUGGCCUGUCCCUAUUGCAAGCCCUCUGCUAGCAUAAUUCGCUUGAGCUAUCCCCCCCCUAAUACACCCAGAGAAAACGGCCACAGUAACUACCACAAAGUCCUCUCUUUUGGCCAAUCCACUAGCAACUGGGCUCGCAAAAAAACCGGACGCUACUGGUUAGGAAUUAAAGAAAAUAAUGCCAUGGCAACAGGUGAUGCCUACCCCUCGUCACCGAAAAUCCAACUAAGUUGGCUGCAGACCUGCGCUCUGCAGCAUGUCAACAGGGAGCGCAGCUCUUGUGCUGUCCGAGCUAAGGGCGAGUGA
Molecule: messenger RNA, 345 nt
Organism: Protopolystoma xenopodis
Lineage: Eukaryota; Metazoa; Platyhelminthes; Monogenea; Polystomatidea; Polystomatidae
Source: the annotation of a GenBank genome assembly